ACACACAUUGCGACUACAACCCUUACCACUUCACACCAGACGCUCUUCAACCUCUUCCGCUCGAGUCAGAAAGUCCAUCUCCCUUGCUUCCUGUCGCAAGAAACUUUGUGGCUACGGCACACCCAGUCUUAUAUCUUUGACGCAAAGAACAAGAAAAGAAAAAGACCUCAGCCAAAAUGUCUUCCAACGUUCUCGCCGCCAAGGACGUCAACGCCCCCUUCGCCAUCGCCGAUCAGACCGCCGUCAAGGGCGACGUCAAGAGCAUGGAGUACCACCGCCAAGUUCUCCAGAACAAGAUGGAGCAGGAGAAGUCCCAGCAGUACAUCUCACCCUCCGACAACAUCAUGAGCCCCUGCUCCGCCAAGCUCAACGCCCUGCGCAACAAGCAGAUUGGCAAGGUCAAGCCCAAGUCGCUCUUCGCGCAGGCAUCGUCUAAGAAGCUCGAUGGCGACGCCCUGUUCGGCGCCAAAUCUCGAUCCAUCCCGAAGGUCAACGACUCCUGAGCACACAUGUCCCCUCAUGCGUGUCUUUUGCGAUUGUUUAUGACUCGGGUAUCGGUUUUGGGAAAGGUCACGACGGUUCGGUUCUGGGGCGAUUACUUCCUUGUGUUUUUUUUACGUCGUCCCUUAGAGGGGGGAUACUUUCUCCGUUUUUUGCCUAUCCCUGCGAGAGGGUAUCGUCAUUGGCGUUCAGGGCUUAGGGAUCAUUGGCCUACCAAGGCGUGUUAGGAUAGAGAGAAGGAUCACGACACGAAACGAACAAACUCUCGAGGGCUUCCUCUCCUUCCUUCCAGAGGAGGCCCUUUUCUCUCAGGCAAUGUAUUUACGGGCCUUUAUUGAUUAGCCUGGCUGCCGGCAAGGCGAAGAAGA
Messenger RNA from Verticillium alfalfae VaMs.102, 869 nucleotides. RefSeq lists its product as hypothetical. The record is from RefSeq and is a predicted model, not a curated record. NCBI's taxonomy places the organism in Eukaryota, Fungi, Ascomycota, Sordariomycetes, Glomerellales, Plectosphaerellaceae. The transcript has 3 exons. Bases 177 to 503 code for a protein of 108 amino acids.